CGAAGUAUCCGCUUAACUAGCUUUCAAGACGGAACGUCAAUGCAACACGUUAUGUUAGCGUUUGACUCGCUUGCUCGCAAAAGUUAGCUAGUGCGGGCAACACUUGUUGGAAAAGUGGAUUCAAGUUAUUUAAAAGCGUCGUUGAUGUAUGGUUUGAGGUUGACCGUUAUGGUAGCGAGAAUGUAACUUCACGUCGUGUGUAAAUUAAGCAAAAACGCCUCGGCACGUCCAUUUAUGAUGUUAGCCCCAGUUAGCAAGCAGCUAGCCGCUGGCUCCAUUUAGAUGUUAAAAACCCGCUGUCCUACUUGUCCCCACCUCAAGACACGUUGGAUCUUUAGUACUCGACUAUUUUCAGGUGGAAGACGUCAAGAGCGAAAACAUUGACGAGGAGGCGACAAUCUCCGAUCACCACCAUGGGGGCUGCCAUCUCUCGGUGGAGGGCCAAACCUUCCACUGUGGAGAUUUUGGAGGGAAUAGAUAAGGACAUUCAGCUUUAUGAGGAGCAUGGUGAAAAAUACCAAAGGCAGCUGAAGAUUUGGCUGGGCCGACUGCUUUUGUACUCUGCUCUCCUCUACCUGAUUACCUGUGCAGUGGUGUAUUGCUGGUAUCUGCCAGAACAGCUCAUGGGGCGCUUUAUUCUCUCGCUUCCCUUUGUCAUAUUUCCUUUAUUAGUGUGGUUACUUCGAAAAAUCCUGAUCGUAAUAUUUUCACGAAGAACUGAGAGGAAUAAUGAAAAACUGGAGACUCUUAAAGUGCAAAAGAAGAAAAUACUCGAAGACGUUAUGGAAACGGAGACGUAUAAAAAUGCCAAAAUGAUUCUGGAAAGAUUUGAUCCCGAUUCUAAGCGGAGAAUGGAACUUGAAUCAACUCCACUCAGACCCCAGAUGACGCCAAAACCAGGCCAAGAGCUUCGCCAGCGCAAUGUCAUCCCCAAAACCCCGGUGGCGGUGAAUCCUGCGAGCGCCGUCGCGAGCCGCCCUCCUCUUUCCGGCGGGCCCACCAACCCUGGACGAUCUUCCCACUCCGCCCCAGGAGGACCCCCAGAGAGGGGCCUGUCGACGGCGGCCGCUCAGGAGAGUUUGAUGAGGAAGCCCGUGACCCUCGGAACACCUGCUCCAGGAUUUGGGAUGCACCCCCCAGGCCCACCUCUGGCCAGACCAGUGCUUCCAAGGGACAGAGGGACUAUGGACAGAGUCAUCGAAUACCUUGUUGGAGAUGGCCCGCAAAAUAGAUUCGCUCUCAUAUGCCAGCAGUGUCUGUCCCACAACGGCAUGGCGUUAAAAGAGGAAUUUGAAUACGUCGCCUUCCGAUGCGCAUAUUGUUAUUUCCUCAACCCUGCCAGAAAGACCAGACCUCAAACACCCAGGCCCCCCGAGUUUACUGGUGAGCUCAAGAUGUCUUCGGUGGCACCUUCCUCAUUGUCCAGCGCUGAUGAAGACUCCCUGCAACCUGGUAAAGGGGACACAAAACAUGCAACACCCCCAACCCCCCCGGGGUCCAGUCCCGAGCCUGACCACAAAAGCACUCCCCAGUCACACGACGAGCCGUCUGAGAAAUCUGACGGAGAGCAAGAUUUGUCUGCCAUGGAGGUGGAGUAAAGAAAACACAUUUCACAUCAUCUGGAACUUGGAUGAAAUAGAUUU
This is a messenger RNA of Hippocampus comes (tiger tail seahorse), 1643 nucleotides long. RefSeq names its product limb and neural patterns a (gene lnpka). Gene Ontology annotation, biological process: endoplasmic reticulum tubular network organization. The coding region runs from base 414 to 1598 and encodes 394 amino acids. Gene Ontology annotation, cellular component: endoplasmic reticulum tubular network. NCBI's taxonomy places the organism in Eukaryota, Metazoa, Chordata, Actinopteri, Syngnathiformes, Syngnathidae. The transcript has 13 exons. The record is from RefSeq and is a predicted model, not a curated record.